This is a messenger RNA of Diabrotica virgifera virgifera (western corn rootworm), 4404 nucleotides long. RefSeq lists its product as uncharacterized. The transcript has 15 exons. The coding region runs from base 450 to 4196 and encodes 1248 amino acids. Gene Ontology annotation, molecular function: calcium ion binding. Lineage: Eukaryota; Metazoa; Arthropoda; Insecta; Coleoptera; Chrysomelidae. The record is from RefSeq and is a predicted model, not a curated record.
GUGAAGAAGCCAGCGCUUCGUCAUCUACUAGAUAUAUGUUGUGUUGUAAAGUGAAAUCGUGUAAAAUCCGGUCGAUAUUACAGACAUAUUUCCAAAAAAAAAAGUAACCCCACAGACCAAAAAGACUUUCAUUGCCUCAUAAUAAUCGCAAAUACUAAAAGUGUUGACGGAUCUGAAGAAGAACAAGAAAAACAGUGACCUAAUUUUUUUAAAACUCUGUGUAUGUGUAAAAAUCUCACGAGUCGAUAAUUCGAAGUUAAUUAUUGAUGUAAUCAACAGUUAGUUACUGUUUUUUUAAACACGCUAGAUUGAUCUUGACCAGUGAUUUUUCAAACCUUCGUGUAGUGUGGUAGGUCAGAUAGAUACGCGGCAGAUUUUCCAAAAGUUGCCAACUAUAGACAUUGAUAAUGAGACUGGUGAUUGGUGAUAAUCCUUUGACCUAGAGCAAUAUGGCCUUUUCUUCUUUUUGGACUACAAGAAGAGUGAUAUUGUGUGUGAUUUGGUUACUCUUACUCCAAUGGGAACAUACUGAUGCUUUGGAAGAUAUUUAUUCGAACUCCUUCAUAUCACCAAACUCAGCAAAAUUAAAUGCUGACGAUGACCAACUACCAGCAAUUCGAACUUCCGAAGCAAAAGAUAUCUUUGAAGAGACGUCCCGUGUUGCUAGAUCGGCAAUAAGGGAUGCCUCUUUAGAUAAAGAAGAUCACCAAGUUACUUCAUCCGCCCAUAGAGUUGUUCGAUCUAUGGACCACAUUUUAUCGAGUACAGCCCUUGCAGAUGAUUAUAAUUUAUACAAAAAUGUCGACGAAGCUUUAGAGAGUAAUGAUGUGGAGUUGUCAGGAAGACUUGGUGGUUAUAUUCAACCUUCAAAAACGGAAAAGGAUUCUCUUCCAACAGAAAGUUACAAAAAAACCGAAGAACUGUCGGGGGAAUUAACAGGGACUCCGCACCAGGCACGGUCGCUGCCUCUGCAGGAGUCCCACCAAGUGAAACUCAGUGCCGCGAUGACAUCGACGACGGCUUUUGCUACCCGGUCCCUUCUGCCACCCGGCCAAGCGCGACAGGCCAACCCUGAUAUCCAGGAUAUCAUUACUGGGAUUGUAAAACUGCUAAACGGUAAUGUAAAUGUUCAAGCCAAUACUGGCCCGGGUAUUGGCAGACCUCUAAGGCCUCUAUCUACAAGAAUUAAUAAUCGAGGACCUCCUAGAAUCACAGAUAUGCCAGCGCUUCCUCCAGAUUUUGAUGUACCUGCUCCGCUACCUCCUCCUCCUCUUGGCCAAAAACCACCGCCAAUGUCGACAACUCGACUACCUACACCAUAUCCUUUUGACGUACCUAAGCCUAAUAUGUCCCCAAUUCGUCCGUUUACUGGCAGUGGUACCAGCAUUCCAAUUUCAGACCUAUCAAUGAACAAACGUCCUGGUCUAUUCCGUCCACCAACUGCUCCUCCCUGGAAAAGACGUAGACCCCCCAAUAAAAGAAGACCUCCGAUUCCUCCUUAUAAACCUAUGCCACCGUUUUCCACUGAAAUGAUUAGCCUGACUUCGGAGAAACCAGCUGAGGAUAUUUUAACGCUGGACUUGGGAUCUCAUCUUUCUCCGAGUGGGGACGAGAACGAGUACUAUCCUGAGGAAUUGGAAGAUAAAGGCAAUUCAACAGAUUUUCCGGAAGUAGAGACUGAUGUUGUUCCUGACACUAGUGAAAUUGACAAGGAAAUAGCAGAAUUUGAAAAGAAUAAGGAAAAAGUAAAGAAUGUAACCAAAUUAGAUAAGUACACCAGCAAAACCACCAUUGUAACUCCUACCGUUAAUUCUCAGGCCAAAACCGAAGAAAGUACUCAAAAAACAGAAGUAGAAGAACCAGAGAUCAAAACUUCCUCAAUAACUAUAGAGACAUCAUCUCCCACUUUGUCUGACACAGUACUAUCUUCAAUAGAACCAACCAGUACGUUGGUUGCACCUUUACCAACGGAAACUGCAGAAGAAACCAUAUUGACAUCUAAUUCGAGUACCAGCGUAGUCAGUACUGAUAAUACUGAAGAUACUUCAAUAGAGUCCUCAAUGAGCGAGAUCGUAGACUCAACAAGAGAUAUCUUAGGAGAGAGCAGUACUUUGGCUAAUACAGCUACGGAAACUCUACCAAUAGUAACCACGAUCACUUCCAGUACUUCAAAUGUUGUUACAGUGGGCGCUUCGUCUACACCUGCAUCUACUGUGAACAAUCAGUCUACAUCAUCUGGUUUUCCAUACUACCCAUAUAGACCGAGACCAGGUAUCGUUUUAGACGAUACGGAAUACAAACCAGGCGGAAUUAAUCGACAACCUAUAAUCACAAGGCCACCUAUUGGACAAAUCGGUGACAUUUUUGAUGUCACUGUUUCAGCUAUUCAAGGACCAGGAUCAUCAGCUGGAGGAGGUCAAGGAAAACCCUAUGUAAUACCAGUGGAAAUUGAAAACGUGCAUUCAGGUGACGUAAUCACAUCCUCGUCCGGAUCAGAAGGCUUCGUUAGCAUUGAUGGUAAACGAACGUACCUAAAUCUAUUCGGGGAAUCAACAUCUACUGGACUGCCAAUCAAACCAACAGCUACUGUACCAGAAAGCAAUCAAGUCGCCGCCACCGGGUACGCUGUAGCUGAAAACGAGAAAGUUCACAGACCAGGAUCUGUUGGUAAGCCCACACAGAGACGACCGAUGUUUGGAAGACCAAGACCUAGUCAACCGCCUGUAAGGAUCGAUACUUGCAUUGUCGGAGAUGACUCCACAUGCGAUGGCUCGCAGCACGAAGUUUGUCGAACGGAAUCAGGUGUAAGCGCCUGCCACUGCAGACCUGGUACUGCUCGACGUAAACACAGAGAUCCCUGUCGCAAAAUAGUGUCUAUAUUGGUGUCGCUUAGAGUGGAUAGAUUGUAUGACCGAAAAGUUGUAUGGGCAAGUGAAUUAGGUGAUCGAAGCAGUGAUAGCUACCAACAGUUAUCCUUCGAGGCAGAGAGAGCUUUGGAAUCUGCAAUGUCGAUGACUCCAUUUAGCGAUGAAUUCCUAGCAGCGAAGGUAAACGGAAUAUACAGAGGAGAGAGGUCUCAAGGACAGGCUGGAGUCUUUGUAAACAUCACGUUGCAAUUGGACGAAAACCCUGAUACUUCUCGACCUACGGUUAGAGGAGAUAUUCAGCGACAUCUGUUAGGAGUUAUACAAAGAAGAAGUAAUAACGUAGGCGAUAGUGCCUUGUGGGUGGAUAGUCCACCAGGAUCUGUCUCCAAUUUACAAGAUCUGGAUGAAUGCUCUUCACCUGAUUUACACGACUGCCACUCAUUAGCGAGAUGUGUAAAUAUUUUCGGAGGAUUUAAAUGUGAGUGUCUAGAAGGAUAUAGAGACCCUUGGUUGGACAACAAACACAGAGCAGGCAGACACUGUGAGCAAUGUUCCCCGCAACAUUGUAACAAUAGGGGAGAAUGCAGGUAUCAAAAUGGACAAGAGGUGUGCACAUGUACAGGAAACUACUAUGGUAGCCAAUGCGAACUUGACGGUGAGGUAUUGGGUGUUGCUAUUGGAGCCAGUGUAGCUGCUAUCAUUAUCAUUGGAUUGACUUUGGUCUGUUUAGUAAUGUGGAGUCGUCGAUGGAGCCGAGAACAAAAAGCAGCUGUUGGCAGCCCUGUAUUCGGUUAUAUGGCUACGGCCAGUAACACUGCUAAAACGCCAGUGGUUGGUGCACCUCCUUAUCAACUGACUUUAGAGGAUAGGCUGAGAUGGGCUCAAAUUGCUGACGUUAUGGCUCAAGCCAAUCAUUAUGCGCCUGAACCGGGCUUAACAGCACCAACUCGUCCUUCUUCGGCAUUGUUUGGUUAUCCAAGCCUUCCAAUGGCAGGCACCAUGUCUCAUCAUGGCCACGGCACUCUGCCUCCAGUCCCCUUACCCAGGCUCACUCUGCAGGCCCAGAUGGCUGCCAGAGCUGCGAGCAUCCAUAGCGCAAGGCAUCAGGAUAACUCCAGUUCUAGCGAAGAAGAAGACAAGGCUGAUUUAUUAGGUAGAAAUUUCCAUGUACCUAGACCGAAAAGUCGAAGUAAUGCGUCCAUAGCAAAUCAAAGUGGAAUUUAUUAUGACGUUGACUACGAUCAAAAUGAGAUUUACAAACAACCCGGUGGUGGAGGGAUUCCCCUCAGCACAUACAGCAUGGGUAGACAACCAUUCUUCAGGAACUAAAAACAAAAGUUAUACUUAAUUAUUUUUUUGUCAAAGAAUUUUUUUAAAUUUUUAACUUCUUAAGAAAUAAUUUUUAGAGAUUGUAAACCUAAAUUAUUUGAAAGAAGAAAACCAUAUCUAAUUAUGUAUUUGUUUAAGAAAAUUUAAAUACUUUAAAAUAUUUGUUAACUGGUUUUAAAACAUUAUCUAUUUGGAACAAUAUUGUAUU